AUGCCUCGUCUCAAUGACCAGCCCAAGGCUACUAAAGGAUCCGGCAAGAAGCCUGCCCCUGCCCCCUAUGGCGCCAGCAAGGCUACCAAAACCGUUAAGAACCCGUUGUUUGAAGCUCGUCCCAAGAACUUCGGUAUUGGUCAGGAUAUUCAGCACAAGACUGACUUGACUCGCUUCGUCAAGUGGCCUGCUUACGUCCGUCUGCAGCGACAGAAGGUCAUCCUGAACCAGCGCCUAAAGGUGCCUCCUGCCAUCGCUCAGUUCUCCCACACUCUCGACAAGAACACUGCAACUCAGCUGUUCAAGCUUUUGAACAAGUACCGCCCGGAGACGAAGCAGGAGAAGAAGGCUCGUCUUGAGGCUACCGCUAAGGCGACUGCCGAGGAGAAGGAGGCUCAGGCCAAGGACUCGAAGAAGCCCCUUUUCGUCAAGUACGGCCUGAACCACUGUAUUGCCCUUGUUGAGGCCAAGAAGGCCUCGCUAGUUGUCAUCGCUCACGAUGUUGACCCCAUUGAGCUUGUUGUUUUCCUCCCUGCUCUCUGCCGUAAGAUGGGUGUGCCAUACGUCAUUGUGAAGGGCAAGGCCCGUCUUGGUACAGUUGUCCACAAGAAAACCGCUGCUGUCGUUACGCUUCAGGAUGUUAAGAGCGAGGAUCAGCGCGAGCUUGCUACUCUUGUGAGCGCCGCCAAGGCAAACUUCUCGGACAAGUUCGAGGAGCAGCGCCGCCAAUGGGGUGGAGGUAUCCGUGGCAACAAGUCCACUCAGAUGCUCCGCAAGCGUGCCAAGGCCGCUGGCCAGACCCUCAGCGCCACCAAUGCUGCGAAGCUGUGA
Messenger RNA from Sparassis crispa, 831 nucleotides. Its product is annotated as 60S ribosomal protein. Bases 1 to 831 code for a protein of 276 amino acids. Lineage: Eukaryota; Fungi; Basidiomycota; Agaricomycetes; Polyporales; Sparassidaceae. Gene Ontology annotation, cellular component: ribonucleoprotein complex. The record is from RefSeq and is a predicted model, not a curated record. Gene Ontology annotation, biological process: ribosome biogenesis. The transcript has 5 exons.